Messenger RNA from Lycium ferocissimum, 1103 nucleotides. RefSeq names its product adrenodoxin-like protein 2, mitochondrial. The record is from RefSeq and is a predicted model, not a curated record. The coding region runs from base 130 to 771 and encodes 213 amino acids. The transcript is spliced from 8 exons. Gene Ontology annotation, cellular component: mitochondrion. Gene Ontology annotation, molecular function: 2 iron, 2 sulfur cluster binding. NCBI's taxonomy places the organism in Eukaryota, Viridiplantae, Streptophyta, Magnoliopsida, Solanales, Solanaceae. Gene Ontology annotation, biological process: P450-containing electron transport chain.
UAAGUUCACACUGUCCCCAAACAGAAACCCCCCAAAAUAAAUAGGGAGUUUUGGUUUCAGGGGUUUAGCUGAAACUAGAAUUCUUGAAACAACACCCGACCCGACUCGUUUUUCCAUUUCUCUGUGAAAAUGGUGGGCUUCCAUGUUCGGCGAAUUGCCCAUCGCCUGACUCGCUCUUCACUUCUUCUUCAUGAUUAUGCCUCGGCUCAUGAAUCAUUCCUGAAAGUGGGGUUUAGGAGUACUUACAGCACGGUGGCAAAGAAUCGAACUUGGGGUUUGUUUCCAUCCAGUUGUUCUAAUGCCACAUUAGCUUGCACCCCAGGGACAUCAUAUGGACCCUUGUCGAGAUAUCAAAUCUUGCCGGACCUGAGGCAUAAACAAUAUAGCACUACUACAGGGAAUGAGGAAAAGCAAACAAUAUCGGUAACAUUUGUUGACAAGGAUGGAGAAGAGAAGCAUAUCAAAGUCCCUGUUGGAAUGUCUUUGUUAGAAGCUGCACAUGAGAAUGACAUUGAGCUUGAAGGAGCAUGUGAAGGGUCACUUGCCUGUUCCACAUGUCAUGUGAUAGUUAUGGAUGUGGACAAAUACAACAUGCUGGAAGAUCCAACAGACGAAGAGAAUGACAUGUUGGAUCUUGCGUUUGGCCUCACAGAGACGUCUCGUCUAGGUUGUCAAGUAAUUGCAAAACCUGAACUUGAUGGAAUUCGGGUAGCUCUUCCUGCAGCCACGAGAAACUUUGCUGUUGAUGGCUUUAAACCGAAACCACAUUAGAGAAUCUCUAACAUGGAUAAAGGAUUACUCAUGGGUAUCUACCGAAAAUGAAAGCCAAUUUUGUAGGCCUCUUACAAGUGAGUGUAUAAUAAUACCUUUAGGGUGAAUAUGGCAUCACAUAUUAUGCUGGAAAUUGUGACCAAAGUCAGCUGUUGUUUAGGCAUUUAGUCAAAGAAAAUGAUUGAUUAUUUUAUUAAUAAUAUCCAAGGCUUAGCUACUCUUUUUGUCGAUGUAUCUUUUCACUAGGUUUUCAUUUUUGACUUUGGUUAAACAUUUGUACCAAAUCAACAUUAAAGUGUCUUAUUGUCAUUCAAGGAUGCUUCAAUCCACAA